Messenger RNA from Colletotrichum spaethianum, 711 nucleotides. RefSeq lists its product as uncharacterized. The record is from RefSeq and is a predicted model, not a curated record. The transcript has a single exon. NCBI's taxonomy places the organism in Eukaryota, Fungi, Ascomycota, Sordariomycetes, Glomerellales, Glomerellaceae. The coding region runs from base 1 to 711 and encodes 236 amino acids.
AUGCGCGGGCCGUACACGACGAAGGAUCCAGACAAGAUCGUCAUCAAGGCCGUCUACCUGUUCAUGAACCAGUUCGCAAAGACACCAGCCAGUCAGCUCAUCUCGGGAUUCGGCACAGUGACCGACGGCCUCAUCCUGCGAAUCACGACCGAAGGCCUCUUCAUCGACGACGACGUCCGCGGCGUCCCGCAGCGCGAGUGGGACGUCAAAGCCUGGACGCUAAAGCUGGUCGAGGUAUGGUGCCCCCCGCACUGCUUGAAUUCCAAUGCUGCUCCUGCCCCUAUGAGUGCUGCGAAUCAUCCUUCGAAUUUGUUUCAAAAAAUGGCGAAUCAGCGAGCCCGUACGGCGGACAGGGGUGCCACCAGGACGCUCACGGGCGAUGAAGCCGAUGCCUACCUGACCGAGAUGUUGCGUGCUUGCAAUAGUUGUUGCCGUCUUGGCUUGUGCGACACGAAAUUCAGAGAUACUAACGUGGCAUCUUCGACCGGACAGACUGGGGAGUGGAAAACUAAGCGCCUGCAUGUCUUGCGCGCAACAGUUCGAGACCAAGAGGGCAAGCGAUACAUGUUCGUCCUGGACGAGGAAGAAGCCUGGAAGGUCGCCGUGGGCGUGCAGCGGCUGCGUAAGGGCACCCAGGUUCGCUCGCUGGGCGUCAGUGGCAUGAGUGCCUCGGAUGCUCGGGGCACGCUCGAGACCCUGGGCUGGUCAUGA